Molecule: messenger RNA, 2973 nt
Organism: Salvelinus sp. IW2-2015
Lineage: Eukaryota; Metazoa; Chordata; Actinopteri; Salmoniformes; Salmonidae
Product: divergent protein kinase domain 1B-like
Source: RefSeq, a predicted model, not a curated record
AAAAUAGCACUCUCAUGAGUCACUGCAAAACUGGCUGUUAAAGGCGCUACAUGGUCAAUCUACGGCGAUAUGGCCUCUGCAGAGGUCAGGUUGUGAAGGAAGUUGUCAAGGAAGUGAGUUUGUGUUCAUACAGGACUUCCCGACCUCACCUACCGUCAACCAAUCAUGUCAAUGCGGAGCUAUACCGAGCCCUCCCCAUUGUUACAACGUUUGAGAGGCGUACGGCGAUGUUGUACAGAGCUCAAUUUGACCUGCCUCCUCCGGAUGCUCCGCGAUUGCGUCACACCAUCCAUUUAGUGGCACCGACCACAUUUUCAGGUCAGGCAUACAUUGGCUCUUGCUGUUACGAGAGUUCGUUCGUUGAGUCAGAAGGGGUAGACUAGUAGCGCAUUCAAUAAUGUAUUUUUUGAAACGGAGGAGUCGGACAGGAUUUUUCAGUCAACAUUAAUAUCCUAACCGAUUGUGCCUAGGCAGCUGAAAACAUGUGCUCAGAAUGUCAGUCUGCAUGUUGUGAAGGGAAUAUAGCUCCACUUUGUAUUUUUCCCCAAUGACGGCUGAAAGCUAAGGAUAGGCUAUGAUUUUCUGCAAAACGAAUGGCGUUGUUUGUGUGUGAAAUUGGAUUAUGAAACGAUGCCCACUUUCUCGCUGACCUGACUCACUGUCGCUCUGGACUGUUUAGAUUUGGUCUUUUAUUUUCAUAAAGGAUCUUUGCUCCACAUGCAAAUCUCGAACGAUAAAUGCGCACAAAAUUGAAUGCCAAAAUUGAACAGGUGACGUCAGUUUAGUGUGCUCAGACUGGAGAUGCUGGUCCCAUGGAUGUGUCUCGACGGGAAUAAGGUUCAGUGAUUUGCCGUUCCAGCCCGAGCGCUUUCUACUAACGGAAUCGCUUAUGAUGCCCAGAGGUUUACGGAGGCUUGUGCACCUGGUGCUGUUUUGCCCUAUGUCGAAGGGGCUGCAGAGUCGUCUCCCGGCAUUAAAGGUGAAGUACCUGCUGCUGGCCUGGCUGGGGAUCCUGGUAGCCAGCUGGGUCCUCUACAUGCAGUACGCCUCCUACUCAGAGCUCUGCCGAGGACACGUCUGCCACAUGGUCAUCUGUGACCACUACAGGAGAGGCAUUAUCUCAGGGUCGUCCUGCAAGGCCCUGUGUGAGGAGAGGAGCCUGACUCUGCAGCGAUGCAUGUCCACCUCUUCCACACACCAAGUGUACAGUGGUCUGUGGAAGGACAGGCCUGUGGUGAUAAAGUGUGGUCUAGAAGAGCCUCUGAAGGGGGACGGAGCUCCUGACUCUGUACUGAGACAGGAAAUUACUCUGUUUGACAAGCCCACCCGCGGGACCUCCAUGGAUGAGUUCAGAGAGAUGUUGCACAGCUUUCUCAAGUCUAACCUGGGAGAGCAACCUUCUCUCACCACCUUGGUGGGUCGUGUCAUCACCCUGGCCGAUGUCAACAAGGACCGCAAGGUGUCCCUGGCGGAAGCCAAGUCUGUGUGGGCUCUCCUCCAGAUCAACGAGUUCCUUCUGAUGGUGGCCCUGCAGGAGAAGGAGCAUACCCCCAAACUGCUGGGCUUCUGCGGGGACCUGUACGUGACUGAGCGCGUGGGCCACAGCUCCCUCUAUAGGUUGGAGGUCCCCAGCUACCUGCAGGCAUUAGUCCCAGAGGCCCUGAGCUCCAGCCUGAACCAGUGGCUGGCCCCGGCGUGGCCCCGGAGGGCCCGCAUCACCAUCGGCCUGCUGGAGUUCAUAGAGGAGGUGUUCCACGGGGCCUACGGCAGCUUCCUGAUGUGUGACGCCAGCCCGCGCCACGUGGGGUACAACUUCAGGUAUGACUGCAAGAUGGCAGACCUGCGCAGCGUGGCGUCCGAGAUGGUGGUCCGCAGGUUCCUGCGGGGACGUCGCUGCGAGACCAACGCUGACUGCACCUUCGGGCGUGACUGCACUGCCACCUGCGAUCGACUGGUGAAGCAAUGUAACACAGAGGUGGUCCAGCCCAACCUGGCCAAGGUGUGUGUGAUGCUACAGGACUAUCUGGUGUCCGGGGCGCCCCAGGACCUCCGCAUAGACCUGGAGAAGCAGCUCCGUACCUGUGUGACGCUCAGUGGCCUGGCUAGCCAGAUGGAGGUGCACCACUCGCUGGUUCUCAACAACCUGAAAACCCUGCUGUGGAAGACCAUCUCCAACACACAGUACUCCUGAGGACCACAGAAGAGCUGCUGGGAGACAUAUGUAGGCCUGGGUCGUAUUCAUUUGACACCAAAUAAAGGAAAAUGGAUUGAAACAAAUGGACAAUCCGAAGUUGUCCAGUAAGAUUUUAUUUACCCUAGAGGUACUUCCCCUCCUACCCUACUUUUUUGGGGCAGUUACAAGACAUGCCAAAAGCUUGAGUAAAACAGACUAGUAAAUCACUGACUGAAAGUGAAAAUGAAUGAAAAUCAAAUGGGUUAUGAUUUAAAAGUAAAGGCAGUUUAUUUUUAUGGAAGGAUUCUUUAUUUUGUGCAGGAGGAAACUGUCUGGUGUAUUCUCAGGGCCUUGCCUAUGUACUGAUAAUUAACUGUACAGUAUUCUACUUUAAAGAGUAGUUAUUAAGUGUAUAACUUCUAUCAGGGAACGUCAAUGUAGAGGUGUAAUGCCAUGAAAAUAUGGGAGUGAUGUAACAGUAUGUGGAAAAACUACUAUUUUAUCUGUGUGAAUGAUCCAUCAGACAAGGUCAAAUGAGAUGGAAAUAUGGAGGGAUCACUUGAGCUUUUGUGAUAGAUCAUAACCAAACUAUAUUACUCAGAUGAAAAAAAAUAUAUAUACAGCACUCCAAACUAUGGCAAUUUGUCUAGACUAAAAAAAUAGAAGUCUCGGUAUUUUAGGAAUUAUACAACAGGUUGGUCUAAUCCUGAAUGCUGAUUGGUUAACCGCAUUCCAGCCAGUGUCUAUUCCACAAGGUACCACCAGCUAAAUUAUUACAUUAAAAUGACUAUUUACUGUUC